CAGUUUCCGGUUCCGGGCGCAAAGGCCCCACGUGUUCCGACCCGCCGGGCCCCGCGCGGCUCGGAUCCGGCGGCGCUGCCUCUGCCGGGAGUGGGUGGGGGAGAAGCCGGGGCAGGGGAGGAGCCGCCCGAGCUGUUGGAGCCGUCCCUUGGGAGAAACUCCUGGAUUCGCGCAGGCUGAUAGAGGGGGAACUGUGUGAGCUCUCGAUGGUGUGAGGCCACCUUAGAGCCAGACAAUGGCUACUGCCUUGGAGCCGGAGGACCAGGAUCUUUGGGAAGAGGAGGGAAUUCUCAUGGUGAAGCUGGAAGACGACUUCCCCUGUGGGCCAGAGUCUGUGUCACAGAGGGAUGACCCUGUGCUCGAGACGUCGCACCAGAACUUCCGGCGCUUCCGCUACCAGGAAGCAGCCAGCCCGCGGGAAGCCCUCAUCCGCCUCCGAGAACUGUGUCGUCAGUGGCUGAGGCCAGAGCGGAGGACGAAGGAGCAGAUCCUGGAGCUGCUGGUGCUCGAGCAGUUCCUCACCGUCCUGCCCGGGGAGCUGCAGAGCUGGGUGCGGGGCCAGCGGCCCGAGAGCGGCGAGGAGGCCGUGACCCUGGUGGAGGGUUUGCAGAAACAGCCCAGGAGACCAAGGCGGUGGGUGACUGUCCAUGUUCACGGCCAGGAAGUCCUGUCCGAGGAGACAGUGCCUCCAGGAGCAGAGCCCGGGUCACCUAGUGAGCUGCAGGACCCUGCACAGACCUUGACCCCCGAGGAGCUCCGUGAGGAGACCACACAGAGCCCAGAUCUGGGGGCAUCAGAAGAGCAGACCCCGUGCCAGGAGUCGGAGCUCCAGCCCCUGCAGGAGAGCGAGGUUCCAGUGCCCCAGGACCCAGCCCUUCCUGAAGAGACGAACCCUGGAAACGCCGAGAUGGUCGCCCUUCUCGCUGCUCUGUCACAGGGCUUGGUCACUUUCAAGGAUGUUGCCGUGUGCUUCUCCCAGGACCAGUGGAGUGAUCUGGAUCCAACCCAGAAAGAGUUCUAUGGGGAAUACGUCUUGGAAGAAGACUGCGGAAUCGUGGUCUCCCUGUCCUUUCCAAUCCCCAGACUAGACGAGAUCUCCCAUGUCAGAGAAGAAGAGCCUCUGGUCCCAGAUGUCCCAGAGCCUCAGGAGCCUGAAGAGCCAGAAAUUCUAAGUUUCACCUACACAGGAGACAGGAGUGACGAGGAGGAGGAGUGUCCUGAGCAAGAAGAUCUGAGUUUGGAGGAUCCACACAGGUCUGUGUCGGGAGAUGCAGAAAUUCACCAAACUCCAGACUGGGAAAUAGUCUUUGAGGAUGAUCCUGGGAGACUUAAUGAAAGAAGAUUCAGCACAAAGAUUUCUCAAGUCAAUAGUUCAACGAAUCUUCAGGAAACCAUGCCUGUCCACCCCCUGUUAGGGAGACAUCAUGACUGUCCUGUGUGUGGAAAGAGUUUCACUUGUAACUCUCACCUCAUUCGACACCUGAGAACUCACACGGGAGAGAAACCCUAUAAAUGCAUGGAGUGUGGGAAGAGCUACACACGGAGCUCCCAUCUCGCCAGGCACCAGAAGGUACACAGGAUGAACGUUCCUCACAAAUACCCGCUAAACCGGAGGAAUCUGGUUGAGGCUGCUCCUCUGGGCCAGGCCGAGAGAACCCCACCCGUGGAGAAACCCUAUAGGUGUCAGGACUGCGGGAAGCACUUCCGCUGGACUUCCGACCUCGUCAGGCACCAGAGGACGCACACGGGAGAGAAGCCCUUCUUCUGUACCAUCUGUGGCAAAAGCUUCAGCCAGAAAUCCGUGCUCACCACCCACCAAAGAAUCCACCUCGGAGGCAAGCCCUACCUGUGCGGCGAGUGCGGCGAGGACUUCAGCGACCACAGGCGGUACCUGGCCCACCGGAAGACGCACGCGGCCGAGGAGCUGUACCCGUGCAGCGAGUGCGGCCGCUGCUUCAGCCACAGCGCCGCCUUCGCCAAGCACCUGCGGGGACACGCCUCGGUGAGGCCCUGCCGCUGCGGCGAGUGCGGGAAGAGCUUCAGCCGGAGGGACCACCUCGUCAGGCACCAGCGGACACACACAGGCGAGAAGCCGUUCACGUGCCCUACCUGCGGGAAGAGCUUCAGCAGAGGCUACCACUUAAUCAGGCACCAGAGGACCCAUUCACAAAAGGCCUCCUAGCCAGGGCCUCACGUAGGGACACCUGCCUUCGGCCUUCUCCUGGGGACGGGCUGGGAGAGGCCCUCUUGUCUGCUAGAGGAGACCUUGUCUAGGGCGUCUGCCUGACCUGCCCAAGUCUGAUGACACCUUCCCGCAGCUAAAUUAGCCCCAGGCAGGACCUCUCAGCCUUCCUCCACACCUUGAGGAGACAUUCUUCCCAAAGUUCGCCUGAAAUGAGGCCUCUCCUUGGCUAAAAGGCUUCUGCCUCCGCCUGACAGGUGUGAAGCAGGGGGAGUAGAAGACGUAAGAGGUCGGGCUUAUUAUACUUGCCCCCAUCCUGAAGAUGAUUUAACAGCCUCAGCUUUGAAGUGGCCCAGGACCAAUCCUCGGGGUUGGUGAGGGACCAGCCUUUACGAUGCCGUCCUCCCUGGGCUCAAACCUUAAAGCACACAGCCCUGAAGUCAGGGCAGGAGAACCAUGUCUAGAUGGCUCUGCCUCACCCCACAGGUUACCUGUACAAACCUCUUACUGGUUCACUUCCUCACCAUGCACUUUCCUUUGACUCUGGGGAGAGGUGUGAGUAGCAUUUGAUGGGCAGAAACAUGAAGGCGGCUUCAUGUAGAUCUCGUCAGGCUGCUCUCCUCUCCGAGGUCAAAACGACACCAGGUGCCAGACACUGCUUGAAAGGGGGGCCCAGUCAGCAGCCUCUUUCCUCGUGGUUGUUUCUCCUGUGAGGAGGCUCAUGAUGGGCCUCCCAGUUUCUUGGUUUUGUCCCUGGCACUUAUUCUGCCACAAGUGGGAUGUAGCAUUUGGGUGCCGAGGGAUUCAGUAAAGUCUGAUUAAAAUCAUGGUGAAAUCAUUUACAUUUCCAUGUAUACACAAGCCCACCCACCCCAUCCUUGUCACAUGGGUUUGUGCGGGGAUUUUUGAGAUGGUAUCAGCUGACAAAGGCACUCUUAACAAUUGUAGAAUCAUGAUGGACAGGCUCACUUUAUUUACAUGAAGGGAAUUGGAGAAGAUCUGAGCUCAAAUUAUGGGAAAAUUAAGAAAGAGCUGUUGCUGCUGACCAAGGCCAUCUAGACUAUUCUCCUGACUCCCCACCCUCAUCUUCCCUGCCUCACUCUCUGACAUCAGAGAGACCUGGGACCCUGAAGAAUUUACCAGGAGUAAAUGGCUUUGAUAUCGGCAUUGUUUGCUUUUUCUUACAUGAUUUCAUUUUCAUGUAAGAACUAAUGUGUAGGAUCUCAUGGCCCAAGGGUCUCUGUUGUCUGGUAGAGGUUCUGUGGAGCUGAGGCUGAAUACUCAUGAACCUCACCUGCUCUGAUUGUGGACUUGGCCAGGACUGGGGAGACCAUUCCCUCCAUCCAUGGAGCACAGGGUAUGGGAUUAAAGCAUGAAAAGGGAGA
Messenger RNA from Cervus elaphus (red deer), 3567 nucleotides. RefSeq names its product zinc finger protein 202 (gene ZNF202). The record is from RefSeq and is a predicted model, not a curated record. Gene Ontology annotation, biological process: regulation of DNA-templated transcription. NCBI's taxonomy places the organism in Eukaryota, Metazoa, Chordata, Mammalia, Artiodactyla, Cervidae. Bases 236 to 2182 code for a protein of 648 amino acids. The transcript is spliced from 7 exons.